AUGUUUGGUUACACUGGCAAAUGGGGCACCUGGUUCACAUUGGUACUGGUGCAAUUGGCAAUUAUGUUGGGCUUCGCUUGUCGCGUAUCUGAGUUUCCUUGCAAGGGCAAUAACAACAUUUGCAUACCAUUGGACAAAUUCUGCGAUGGACGGGCGGAUUGUGAAGAUGGCAGCGAUGAGCCAAAACAUUGUUCGGUUUGCAACCGAACUUAUUACGGUGACAUUGGUCGCACCUAUACAUUAAAAGUGCCAACACCACAAUGGAGUCGACUGCCAUUUUUAUGUCACCUAACUUUCACAGCUUCAGGGCGUGAGCAAGGCGAUAUUGUGCAAAUUAUCUUCGAUAGUUUUACAGUGGGUCGCUUCGAUGAAGGCAUGGUGGACUCAGAUAUUGACGGUUACGAAAGCAAUGUUAACCCGGCUGGCGAGUUGCCAGGCUGCCCGGAGGGUUUUAUGCAGCUGAGCGAACUUGGGCGUCCAUUCACAGGCGGUUCUUGGUGCGGCAAAGCAACAGGGCCCCAAUUAUAUUUCAGCGAAACAUCAACUGUAACUGCAUCUGUGAAGGUAUUUCAUCCGCCCAAGAACAUCCAUGAUGAGAAACCAUUCGAAUUCAAAAUACGCUACAAAUUCAUCAGUCAAACUGAUGCUGUUGUCAGAUACGGUCUGCCCGAUAAGCCUUUGGAAUUGGGGCGCGUUACACCUGGCACGUAUUGUACACGCCAAUUUGAUGAGUGCUAUCGAAAUAAAUGCCAUUUGCAAAGCCCAAAUUAUCCGGGCAUGUAUCCGCGAAAUGUAACCUGUUAUUGGACGAUACGACAAAAGGAGGUGCCAACCAGUAAGCAUGCCAUGAUUGCUGUUAGUCAAGAAAAUCAACACAAGGCGCUAGUAAAAAGAUCCAUUGCAAGUUUUAACAAGACUUCACGUUCCAUACGAGCGUGGUCGGACUGCACUGGAGAACGAGAUCAUUUGAUUUUCUAUGAUGGCAGCUCCACAAAUGAUCCUGUGUUGGCAAAAUAUUGUGGCGGUGACUGGUUACCACGUGUGGUGUCGCGUGGACCUGAAAUGUUGGUUGCAUUCCAUUCUAGCCCAUUUUCAGCGCCCCUGCAACAAGGCGUUCCAAAUCGUGGGUUUGAACUUGAUGUCGAUAUCAUUUUCACAGAUUCAGAUUCAUACGAUUUUGCACAAGGCACAAAAAAUACCUGCGAGUUCCAUAUAAAUGCAACAAAUCCAGAUGAUGUACUCUUCUCGCGGCGUGGACGAAUGGGCCGUAUUGUAAGCCCACGGCAUACACUACCACCGAAUACAACAUGCACUUACCACUUUCAUGGAUAUCCCGGCGAUCUGAUUUGGUUGUCUUUUACAAGCUACAAUCUACAGAUAUUACAGCAAACAAUUCAUGACAACAACACACUAGGCAGAGCUGAUUUGCCACCAUGGAUCACGCGCCUAAGAAUGUGGGACAGUUAUGGCACGUAUGUUUCAUCGAAAACUACAACAACAACUGGGCAGCCACCAUCACCACCACCAGUGGCAUCAUCUGCAUCGGGAAGCAAACCAACUACUUUGAAUCAAAGCGCCUACGGCAAUUAUUAUUACAGUGCACAAAAUCCCAAAUUGAGUAAAAAUUUACGCGUGAAUAUUGAUAAUGCAUGGAAUCCGGUCGAUACAUACAUCUAUGGUCCAACACAAUCGAGUAUAUUCAAUAAUGAAAAUAAGUAUAGUGGCUAUCAGCAAGCUGGAGCGGGUGCAAGUGGCAAACAGAGUGGUGGUGUCCCCAAUAGUGGCAUAAGCGGCAUAAAGGAGAGUUUAAAUUAUAUUUCGGGUGGUAGUAGUGGUGGUAAGGGUAGCAAGGAUACGUCAUCAGCUGAAAAGAGCUCGGUUUCUUUGAUGAGUUCGAAGGGCAAGCGACGUUUAAUGUUGGAAAUCUAUGAUUAUGAAACACCGAAGUUAUGCGAUCACACUGCCAUUAGCAAUAAUGCAUUGGGCUUCAAUAAGCUGAGACCAUGUAGUCCUUUGGAGAGUUAUGUUAGUUCCGGACGAGAUUUGAAACUGGAGUUUCACACUCACACCGGCACUGCGCUCUUUCCGGCUCAAUUUUCGCUGAAUUAUGAAUUUGUGGACACCGAACAGGGCGGCGAACCUUGGCCCGGACGCAGAGGUGAAGAUCCCGUACCACUACUCUGUUCACGCGUUUUUCGCAAGCGUAAAGGCAACAUACAGGUGCCACGAAAUGUCUUCCUCUACGGCCGUGGUGGAGCCAAAAAUUUCACGUGCCUAUAUCGCUUCGAAGCCGGCACAUCUGAACGCGUCCGCCUAGUGUUACACAAUGUUACAUUCGGUGAGGGUACAGCAUGUACAACUGACUCUGAUCUGCACACCGGGCGUCCGCGUUGUAAUCAACUCGACCCGGAGGGGCGCCUGACUGAAUUGCGCCUUUUCGAUGUGCCCUUUCGUGAUGUGAAAAUACAAUUGGGUUGCUUCUGUGACAACUCCAGUACGCUCUACAGCAAUGCGCCACUAACAUUCAUAUCAAAUUCACGUGUCAUGGAGCUAUCAUUCACCGUCACACGUUUGAAUAUUUCGGAGGACUUUGCAGAUGUUUACUUUUUCGCUUCAUACGAAUUUAAGCGAGUCAGUGAAUGCCGCAAGCGACUUAAGCUGAAAGGUGCUGGUGGUGAAGAUGAAAUUAAGUAUCCUAUGAAGUCACAGGACUCCAGUUGUGAAGGUCUCUCUUGGUGCAUUGAGGCACAAACAUUGGAGCAUUCACUAUUCGUGCAGACGUGGGGCUCUUAUUUGCCCAUAGAUCCGACAUCGGAGGAUGCUAUGCGUUGUCACACCAAAAAUCGCUUGAUCAUAUAUGCGGGACGACCUUUGAAGGUGAUGCGCGUUGUUUGCCCAGCUCAGAGUGGACCGAGACCGACUUCGUUGCAUAUAUUCUCAGAAGAUUGGACAAAUGGACAGCCUUUAUUUACCAACAAGCCAGUCAGCUUAGUACUGGAACCCAUACUGAAAGAGCCCGGCGACAUUGCAUUCACAUGGUUGGAAAUCUACCGUACACGAAAUUCCUUAAUUCAACAGCUCGAUAUACAAACCAAUGCCAGCGUGAUGACGGGUGGCGCUGCCUCUGGCAAUGACACAUUGACCGACAUCGGCUUUUAUCCGAAGGAAUCCGAUUGCGAAUAUAAAUGUCCCGAGCUGGAUGCGUGUAUAGCGGGGACCCUAUGGUGUGAUGGCCACAAUAACUGCCCAUCUGGAUUUGAUGAAUCUGAACAGGAG
Molecule: messenger RNA, 3276 nt
Organism: Rhagoletis pomonella (apple maggot)
Lineage: Eukaryota; Metazoa; Arthropoda; Insecta; Diptera; Tephritidae
Cellular component (GO): plasma membrane
Molecular function (GO): protein binding
Source: RefSeq, a predicted model, not a curated record